GAAAUACCAAAGAAGAAGAAAAUACAAUCGACGAAGAAGAAGUGUACUUUUAAUACAAAUGUCUUGACACAUGAUUGUGUUAAAAUGGAGGAAGAGGAGAACGCACUAACAUGUCGCCUGUUGGAUCUACCCUGGGAGGAUGUGCUGGUCGCGCAUAUUCUCUCCUGCUUGCCUUUAAGGCAGCUAGUCAGCCUGCAAAGAGUGAGCAAGCGGUUUCGCGCACUCAUCCAGAUCUAUUUCGCCAAAUGCAAGAGUUUCGACCCAGCAGAGCAGUCCAUUCCUAAGGAAGCCUUUAUCUUCAUGAUGAAGGACAACAAAGUUCUGCAGAAGCUGUGCCUCCAGAGCUGCUCGUACUGGCUGACAGACCACGACCUGCUCCCGAUUCUCAGCCAGAACCAGCGUCUUCUCAGCGUGAACAUGGCCGGGUGUGUCGGUCUGACUCGCCACUCCCUGGCGGCGUUGUCUUUGACCUGCUGCGCACACCUCAGCCACCUCGCCCUGGCGGACUGCAGCUUCGUGGACGGCGUGUCCCUGCGCAGCUUGGCCGACCACUGUGGAGAGCUGCGCUCCGUCAACCUCGCCGGGUGCCGCCAGCUAAAAGACGACGCCAUCUGCUACCUGGCCAAGAAGUGUGCAAAGUUAACCUUUCUUUCUUUGGCGCUCAAUGGAAAUAUCACAGACGAGUCUGUGGAGGAGGUGGCCAAGAACUGCAGGAGCCUCGAGCAUCUGGACUUGAAUUGUUGCCUGCUUGUCAGUAACCAGUCCAUCAGGACCCUUGGAGAAUAUUGCCCCAAGCUACAGUCCUUGAAGGUGAAACACUGCCACCAGGUGACGGAGUCCAGCCUGGAGCCUCUACGCAAGCGCAACGUGCUCAUCGAUCUCCAGCCGCUACCGGAGAGUGCACGGCUGUCGCACGUGCUGCGAUACACUCCUUUUGUCAAUUUACAGGCUGCACAUAACCUGAAGGUUGGAGAAAGGUGUCGUGGAGAAGCAGCGACGAAGCACACCCCUCUUCAACCUGCAGCGCCAAUUCCAGUGAUAGUGCUGGUGAGUAACUAACGUUAACCGGUUAAUUUCCAUAUUUGCUCACUCGUAGCCUUUAGGCAAAAAUAAUGUUACCUCGUAUGUCAAUCCAGGAUUGCAGUAAUGUUAGCUAGACUAACGUUACCUAA
Messenger RNA from Nerophis lumbriciformis (worm pipefish), 1172 nucleotides. The record is from RefSeq and is a predicted model, not a curated record. Lineage: Eukaryota; Metazoa; Chordata; Actinopteri; Syngnathiformes; Syngnathidae.